Molecule: messenger RNA, 1824 nt
Organism: Cladophialophora carrionii CBS 160.54
Lineage: Eukaryota; Fungi; Ascomycota; Eurotiomycetes; Chaetothyriales; Herpotrichiellaceae
Exons: 5
Coding region: 1-1824 (607 amino acids)
Molecular function (GO): oxidoreductase activity, acting on CH-OH group of donors; flavin adenine dinucleotide binding
Source: RefSeq, a predicted model, not a curated record
AUGGGUCUCUUCACGACGCUUCCCGACGAGCUUGCGGAAGUGGAUAUCAUCGUCGUUGGAGGAGGAACGGCGGGCUGUGUCAUUGCAUCGAGGCUGGCAGACACGGAUCCGCAAUGCGCCAUCCUAGUGAUCGAAGGGGGUCCGAACAACCUGGACUUGCCCGCGGUUGCGCAUCCAGCGCUAUAUCGAGGCAAUUUCAUGCCUGGCAGCAAGACGAUCCAGCCAUAUCUGCCACGCAAGGAAGAGCAUUUGUCCGGCAGAACAGCUAUCGUGUUUGCAGCCAGUGUCCUAGGAGGCGGAUCCUCUGUCAACGCAGCUAUGUAUAACCGCCCCCAGCGUGACGAUUUGGAUUCUUGGAACACGCAGGGCUGGUCAGCCGACGAGCUCCUCCCGUCCCUGACAAAGUUCGAGACGUAUCACGGCCGGGGGGAUGAAGCAUGUCAUGGCGCCAGCGGGCCGAUCAAGGUCUCCAGUGGAACCUACACCUCGGACGCCAUGGCGGACGACUUCGUUGCCGCCAUGAAUAAGACAGGCUUCCCCGAGGUCCGGGACUUACAGGACCUCGUAUCUGCCAACGGGGUUUCGCGCACAUAUCGCUACGUGUCGCCGGACGAUGGUCGGAGGCAAAACGCCGCCACGGCAUACCUGCACCCACGACUUCGAGACGGUCAUCAUCCAAACCUCAAUGUGCUUGUCGAGUCGCAGGUCGUGCGUGUCCUUUUCGACCAAGACAAGCGAGCGACGGCGGUCGAGUACAGGCCGAACCCUAAUAUCCGGACUGAAGCAACCGGAGAUCUGAGACGUACGGUCAAAGCCAGAAAGCUUGUGGUCAUCUCGGCGGGGACACACAGUACGCCAUCCAUGCUCGAAAGGUCCGGGAUUGGGAGCCGUGAAGUUUUGGACCGCGCAGCCGUGCCUGUGCUCUGUGAUCUACCAGGUGUGGGCCGCAACUACCAGGACCACCAGAUGACGGUAUACACCUACAAAUCCAGUAUGCGUGCAGAGGAUACUACCGAAAGUGUCAUUGACGGUACGAGAGAUGUCGCCCAGCUCUUAGGGAACAACGAUAAGUUCCUCAGCUGGAAUGGCGUCGACGCUUCGGCGAAAAUCCGACCGACUGAAUCAGAAGUCGACAGUAUGGGCAGCGGGUUCCGCGAAGUCUGGGAUAGGGACUUCAAAAACGCUCCCAACAGACCUCUCGGGCUGAUUUUCUCCGUGGCAGGGAUCCUCGCUGACCCUACUCUGUUUCUACCGGGCCAAUUCUUCUCCCUGGCCUGCUACACUGCAUACCCCUACUCGAGGGGCCACGUGCACAUCACCGGACCCGAUCUCGAGGACCCCCUCGACUUCGAAACAGGCUUUCUCUCCGACCGCGACGAUAUUGAUCUGACGACGCAAGUCUGGCUGUAUAGGACACAACGCCAAGUGGCUCGAAGAAUGCGUUUCUACAGGGGCGAAACUCAUCUCCACCCAAGACUUCCCGGACGGUCGAAUGCGGAAAGCCUCGCGGAGCCAGCAUCAGACGAAGAAGCAGGGUCGGAGAUUCAAUACUCGCCCGAAGACGACGAGGUCAUCCGACAAUGGGUCCGUGAGCAUAUCGGCACGGCUUUCCACUCUAUCGGCACAUGCAAGAUGGCGCCAGUUGAGGAGCUGGGUGUGGUAGACAAGGACUUGAACGUGCAUGGCGUUCACAUGCUGAAGGUGGCGGACUUGAGCAUUGUGCCGGAGAAUGUCUCUGGCAAUACGAUGAGCACGGCCCUGAUGAUCGGCGAGAAGGCGGCAGAUAUCAUCAUCAAGGAUUUGGGACUCGCUUGCCGGGGAUGA